Molecule: messenger RNA, 359 nt
Organism: Pimephales promelas (fathead minnow)
Lineage: Eukaryota; Metazoa; Chordata; Actinopteri; Cypriniformes; Leuciscidae
Gene: rpl38
Product: ribosomal protein L38
Biological process (GO): translation; protein-RNA complex assembly
Cellular component (GO): ribosome; cytosolic large ribosomal subunit
Molecular function (GO): structural constituent of ribosome
Source: RefSeq, a predicted model, not a curated record
UCUCGAGCCACCGUAGCCCUUUAUAUGACGGAAUCACGCGGAAGUCCCGCCCCUUUUCCCCUCUCGCUCGCAGGACGUGGUCAAGCCACACCUGAAACAAAAUGCCACGCAAAAUUGAAGAAAUCAAAGAUUUCCUGCUUACAGCAAGAAGGAAGGAUGCCAAGUCUGUCAAGAUCAAGAAGAACAAAGACAAUGUGAAGUUCAAGGUCCGCUGCAGCAGAUACCUGUACACAUUGGUCAUUACAGACAAAGAGAAGGCUGAGAAGCUCAAGCAGUCCCUGCCACCAGGUCUGGCUGUGAAGGAGCUGAAAUAGAUGUCUCUUGUACAAAAUGUUGUAAUAAAAUUGGGAAAGAAUUAA